Messenger RNA from Prorocentrum cordatum, 1296 nucleotides. Lineage: Eukaryota; Dinophyceae; Prorocentrales; Prorocentraceae. The record is from the annotation of a GenBank genome assembly.
GGGUGCGAGAUUGGCUGGACGAGACCCUGCAGGGGGCUCCACGGCUCGAGGGGAUGCUGGCCCUGGCGCGGUCCGUGUGGAGGUCAUCGCCAAGAGCGGAGGCCCACUGGUGCAGACCUCGGCAGAUGCGGCACGAUCGGGGCUCGGGGGCUCCCCAAGAGGUCGCUGGAAGGCGACGCGGAGCCCGAGGAGGCCAUCGAGGACCGUGGGCACCGGCCGGCUUCAUGGGGUCGGUUCGCCUCGUCAGGCGUGCCGGCGGCGGCGACCCCGCGCCCCUCGCGCUGAAGGUGAUGAAGAAGAGCGUGGUCCUGAGGAAGAGGCAGGUGGUGCACACGAGGCAGGAGAAGGAGCUGCACGGCCAGCUCGACCACCCGUUGAUCGUCAAGCUGCUCGGCACGUUUCAGGACGAGGCGAACUUGUUCAUGCUCAUGGAGUUUGUCGACGGCGGCGAGUUGUUUGCGGUAUUGCGGUCAGUCAAGAUGUUUCAGAAUGCCGCUGCCAAGUUCUACGCGACUGAGAUUAUCCUGGCACUCGGCCACAUCCACAGCAAGUCCAUCGCCCACCGAGACUUGAAGCUGGAGAACGUCCUUCUCGACUCCUGCGGCCACGUGAAGCUGGUGGACCUCGGCUUCGCCAAGGUCAUCCGCACGCGCACGUACACUAUGUGCGGAACCCUGGAUUACCAGGCACCAGAGAUCAUCAACAGGAAGGGCCACGACCAGUGCGUAGACUGGUGGGCCUUGGGGGUGCUCAUCUACGAGAUGCUGUCGGGCCGCCCGCCGUUCCGAGGAGGCAACGCCCUCGCGGUCUACAAGAAGGCGCUCUCGACCGAGCCCGAGUUCCCCCCCUGCUUCACAAGUAACGCCCGGAGCGUGAUUGGCGGGCUGCUGACAAAGGCGAAGAGCCGCCGCCUAGGCGCCGGCGUGGGCGGAGUGGAAGACGUCAAGGACCACCCGUGGUUCGCCCCGGUGCAUUGGGACAGGGUCUUGCAGAAGCAGUACAUGCCACCCUUCCUGCCGACCUCGACGAGCAGCAGCGACGCUUCCGUGUUCCAGGACUGUCCCGAGGAUGCCAUCGACAGCAGCCCGGUCGGCUUGUCCAAGGCGGAGCAGCGGCAGUUCGAGGGCUUCUGAGGAGCGCCCUGCACGCCCCGAGCUGGCGGUUGGCCGGACCCGGAGGCCUCAACGAUUGGUGGCUUGGAGCCCCGCCCGCAUGGGCUCGCCCUGUUCAGCAUCCGAACUGGGGUCGGAGUAGACGGGGGUCGGAGGAUCGCGCCGCAUCCUCGGUGUGGGGCCC